This is a messenger RNA of Pectinophora gossypiella (pink bollworm), 860 nucleotides long. It is a transcript of the gene Manf, whose product is annotated as mesencephalic astrocyte-derived neurotrophic factor homolog. Gene Ontology annotation, cellular component: endoplasmic reticulum. Gene Ontology annotation, biological process: neuron projection development; dopaminergic neuron differentiation. Bases 149 to 670 code for a protein of 173 amino acids. NCBI's taxonomy places the organism in Eukaryota, Metazoa, Arthropoda, Insecta, Lepidoptera, Gelechiidae. The transcript has 2 exons. The record is from RefSeq and is a predicted model, not a curated record. Gene Ontology annotation, molecular function: calcium ion binding.
UGUCAACGUUGUCGUAUCCCUAUCCCAUCCGUGAAUGGACGAGAUAUUUCUAUCAUUCAUUUCAAUUUUGUUCUAAAUUGUAACAAAGUCGAGUGGUCGCUUUAGUUAAUUAUAGCAUUACGUGGUACUUAACAGAAAUUUGUUCAAAAUGUAUAAAUUAAGUGUGUUUCAUUUAGCAUUGUUGGCGGCUAUACUGCAAAUAAGCCUCGCGCUCAAAGAAGGCGAAUGCGAGGUUUGUGUUGCUACAUUAGACAAAUUCGCGGCCACGUUAUCAGAUAGUGUGAAAAAAGACCCGAAACUGAUCGAAGCUGAGUUCAAGAAGUUCUGCAAAGGCUCUAAGAACAAGGAGAAUAGGUUCUGUUACUACUUGGGCGGUCUAGAGGAGUCAGCGACCGGCAUUCUGGGUGAGAUGUCGAAGCCGCUGAGCUGGUCGAUGCCUUCGGACAAGAUCUGCGAGAAGCUGAAGAAGAAGGACGCUCAAAUCUGUGACUUAAGGUUCGAAAAGCAGAUUGACCUGAAUAACGUAGACUUGAAGAAACUAAAAGUGCGCGACCUCAAGAAGAUCCUGAACGACUGGGAUGAAAACUGUGAAGGUUGCAUCGAGAAGACAGACUUCAUUAAGAGAAUAGAAGAGCUCAAGCCCAAGUACAUGGGCAGAUCUGACUUGUAAUAGACAAAUUUUUAGAAUAAUUUGAUGAUGGGACAUUAAAUGUGAUAACCCCACAAGACAAGUGCAGUGCCAGUGAUGGCAGUGAAGAGCCUAUUGCAUUUGAAGAGUCAGCGAGUCUGUGAAUGUAUGCAUGAUGUAUGUACAUUAAUAAUAAAUUAUUCUAUGGUUAAGUAAAUAUUUUUUUCCAAUG